Molecule: messenger RNA, 1148 nt
Organism: Cherax quadricarinatus
Lineage: Eukaryota; Metazoa; Arthropoda; Malacostraca; Decapoda; Parastacidae
Source: RefSeq, a predicted model, not a curated record
AUACUUGUUUCUCUUCCUCAGGUUCCGGAAAUUCCGCCAGCUGCGCGGGAUUACGAACGAGGGACGCACUUCUCUCCCGUAGGAGGAAAGGAACAAGUCUUUUCCCUCGUUCAAAUUACCAGACAACGUCGGGAGGAGAAACCCAAUGGAGACUCGACAUCUACGACGCCGCCCGUCGACGUCGAAGGCUGUGAAGGAGAAAGCAGAGCUAUUCUGUCCGGGAGACGUAAGACUUCGAGAAAGAGUCGAUGGCGAAAUGACGAUGAAGUUCGAGAUGAAAGUGCGUCGUGGCGUCCACUGAGGUCGUCGCACACAGAGAGGAGUUUGAUAGCAAAACGACGUGUCGUGCGGAUGCUGUUCGUGCUUGUAGCGGAGUUCUUCAUAUGCUGGUCUCCGCUGUUCAUCGUCAACCUUCUGUCACUGUAUAUUCCCCGCCAAGUGUACUCUGCCCUGGGUAGCUUCGGGGUGUCGCUGGUGCAGUUGCUAGCGUACCUCUCCUCCUGUUGCAACCCCAUCACCUACUGCUUCAUGAACGCCAACUUCAUUCAAGCUUCAAGCAGACAUUUGGCUGCUCCCGCCGCAGGUCCCACAAUUCCUUCCGCAGCGGAAACGGCAGCAGCUUCAGGAGCGUGGCGUUCACCCAGACGCCCAUAAGAGUGACCGUAGACCAAUCCAUGACCCAGCUCCGUCAGAGCCGUCUCUCUCCCUCGCUGUGUCAUAAUCCACGGCCCGAAACCUUCCAGCAGCAGCAACAGGAGCAGCAGCAGCAGCAACACCUGUCGCUUAGCUGCAUUCCGGGGUCUUGUGGACUCACCACAGCCCACGCCACGAAGCUACUGACUAACGUUGCGUCUACUGAUCCUCAGAUACACACCAGCUCCCUCUAGUAGCUAGAGACAACUGACAGACUUAAAGUGACAGUUUAUGGUGAAAGACAUUUUAUAUAAAUUCGAACUGCAGUUGAAGAAUUCAUAUUUUUGGCUACAAAGCUCCAUAAACGUCUUCAACAUUGUCGGUACUCAUAGCAGUUUAAUUCACUAAGUACAGGAAAUAUUGAAAAAUGUUUUGACCUUAACAAUAAGGCCUUGUUUCCCCUAAGAUGACCUAGGAACUUUAAUCCUCACUGUGUUUUUUUCUAACAUAAUUAA